This is a messenger RNA of Engraulis encrasicolus (European anchovy), 4552 nucleotides long. RefSeq names its product protein tyrosine kinase 2 beta, a (gene ptk2ba). Gene Ontology annotation, cellular component: focal adhesion; cytoskeleton. Gene Ontology annotation, molecular function: ATP binding; protein tyrosine kinase activity. Bases 124 to 3093 code for a protein of 989 amino acids. The transcript is spliced from 31 exons. Gene Ontology annotation, biological process: signal complex assembly; protein phosphorylation. The record is from RefSeq and is a predicted model, not a curated record. NCBI's taxonomy places the organism in Eukaryota, Metazoa, Chordata, Actinopteri, Clupeiformes, Engraulidae.
CACAGUUGCGCUUCAAUGGGACAGGCUCCCAAAACCGUUUAGUGUAGUCUGAAGAAGAGACUGAGCAAAGGAGUAAUUUCCGUCAGAAAUGAUUCUACUUGAGGUGUAGCACUGAGCACAGACAUGGCGGGGGACAGCAGCACGUUGUCCUGGAAACUGCCCAGCUCCCCGACGUGUCCUCAGGAAGGCAAUAAUGGUGCCCCUGACCUUGGGGUCACGGGCGACGAUCGACCUGCCAAGAUUCUGAAGGUGUGCUUCACCAGCAACAGCUCCAACCCGGGCAAGAACUUCAAGCUGGUCAAGUGUGACAGCACCUGGGAGAUAAGGGCCAUCAUCCAGUCCAUCCUAGACAGUGGGCGGCUGGGGCCGAGCAUACAGUACCCACAGUGCUUUGGGCUGCUGCUGAAGCACCUCAAGUCCAACGAGGUGCACUGGCUCCACCCGCUGAUGACCGUGGGGGAGGUGGAGCUCAAGUACGAGCAACAGCACGUGGAGGCCGAGUGGAGGUAUGACCUGAGGAUAAGGUACAUUCCCAACGACUUUAUUGACAAGUUUAAAGAGGAUAAAACAACGUUGCUGUAUUUCUACCAACAGGUGCGCUCUGACUACAUGCAGCAUUAUGCCUCCAAAGUGAGUGAUGGCAUGGCUCUUCAGCUCGGCUGUCUGGAGAUACGGAGAUUCUUCAAGGACUUGAACGGUCUGGACAAGAAGUCUAAUUAUGAGCAGCUAGAGAAAGACGUGGGCCUCCUCCUCUUCUUUCCCGAGGAGCUCGUUGACAGCAUGAAGCCUAAGCAGCUGAAGAAGAUGAUCCAGCAGACGUUCCAGCAGUACGCCACCCUGAAGGAGAUGGACUGUGUCAUGAAGUUCUUCCAGACGCUCGCCCUCUUCAACUGCUGUGACGAGGAGGUCUUCGCUUGCGAACUUGUGCAAGGCUGGAGUUUGGCUGUGGACCUGGUCAUCAGCUCAAGAGGCAUCUGCCAACGAGCAGACAAGAACUCGAAGCCCAUCUGCCUUGCUACUUUUGACAAGGUGAAGAGCGUGAAAUGCUCACAGAAGGAUGACGAGAAAGCACUUUUAUCUGUAGAUAUUCAAGGAGCCAAACAGCCCUUAUCUGUAAAUACGGCUACUCUUGCCGUAGCUGAGAACAUGGCUGACCUCAUAGAUGGGUACUGUCGAAUGGAGAAAGGCGACGACUCAUCAGUGAUUGUGAGACCCAAAGGUCGCGAGGGAAGAGCCUCCCUGCCUCCGAUCCCAGACAAAGACAACUCCAAGAAACGUGUCAGCACUGAUAGAGUAGGGUCGGACAUCUAUGCAGAGAUCCCAGAGGAGGGGGCAGUAAAAACUGUGAAGUAUGGCUUGACGAGGGAGGAUGUGGUCCUGGGUCGCAUCCUUGGUGAGGGCUUCUUUGGGGAGGUCCAUGAAGGCUGCUACAAGAGUCCGACUGGCGAACGCAUCAGUGUGGCUGUGAAGACAUGCAAAGACUGCACCGCAGACGUAAAGGAAAAGUUCAUGAGUGAAGCAGUGAUUAUGAAGAACCUGGACCAUCCCCAUAUUGUGAGUCUCAUCGGCAUCAUUGAGGACGACCCAGUGUGGAUAGUCAUGGAGCUGUAUCAGUAUGGAGAGUUGGGAAAUUACCUGGCGGAACAGUCGCAUGUCCUGACCAACGUCACAUUGACGCUCUACUGUCUCCAGAUCAGUAAAGCUCUGGCCUACUUAGAAGGGGUCAACAUGGUGCACAGAGACAUAGCCGUGAGGAACAUUCUGGUGGCCAAGCCAGACUGCGUGAAGCUGGGAGACUUCGGCCUGUCCAGGUACAUCGAUGAAGAGGAGUACUACAAAGCCUCUAUCAGCCGACUACCUAUUAAAUGGAUGGCACCGGAGUCGAUAAACUUCAGGCGGUUUACAUCAGCAAGCGAUGUCUGGAUGUUUGCUGUGUGUAUGUGGGAGAUCAUGAGCCGAGGGCAGCAGCCCUUCUUCUGGCUGGAGAACAAGGAUGUCAUCAACCAGCUGGAGAAGGGGGUGCGGCUGCCCAAGCCCGAGGAGUGCCCCCCCACCCUCUACUCCAUCAUGACCCGCUGCUGGACCUACGAGCCACACCAGAGGCCCAAGUUCACCGAGCUGGUCUACAAGCUAAUUGACGUCCAUAAGAUGGAGAAGGACCAGGAAGUUGAAGAUCAGAGGGACAGAGCUCGAUCCUGUAGAACCAUUAACGAACCCCCACCGAAGCCAUCGCGGUUAAGGACCUCUUUACGACGUGGCAAUACCACAGGGCUGCAAAUUCAGCUGCCUGGGGCCCUGUGCGCCAGCUCCCCUGCCAUCGCGAGCCCCCCAGACCCCCGCGUCUCCUACCUGCCCACCAGCAGCACGCUCACGCUGCCCCUGUCGCCACGCAGACGCAGCCUUGGGGAGCGUGAGGGUCCGUCCAGCAGAGAGGAUGCCCAGAUGCUGUGGGAGAUGCAGAAGCAGCACAUGCAGGACACACUGAAGAGGCAGAAACAACAGAUGAAGGAGGACAACGACUGGCUCAAACAGGAGGAGAAAAUGCUGGACCCCGGCACACUGGAUGAAACACAAACAAACAUGCCAUCUGAUGGAGAGACUGGAUAUGCCCAGUUCAAAGGUCCUCCAGAGAAGCCUCCUCGACUGACCGCCCAGCCUGCCCCCACUGCAGAGCUGGACCGGACGGAGGACGCAGUGUACCAGAACGUCAUGGAGAUGGUGAAAGUAGUGGUCCAGCUGAAGAACGACGUCAACGUGCUUCCUCCCUCUGAAUACUUGAGCUUAGUAAAGUCUGUUGGAAUGACUCUACGGAAGCUGAUCAACAGUGUGGAUGAGGCUCUUCCAAACCUGGACAAAUCCUGCAAAACAGAGAUUGAGGGUACUCAGAAGCUGCUGAAUAAAGACUUGGCGGAGUUGAUAAGUAAGAUGCGUCUGGCGCAGCAGAACGCCAUCACCUCGCUCAAGGAGGAGUGCAAGAAGCAGAUGCUGACGGCGGCCCACACGCUGGCCAUGGACUCCAAAAACCUCCUGGACGCCGUGGACCAGGCCCGGGUGAGGGUCAACCUAGCCAAACCGGCCCCCGAGCCAAGUUAGGCCUACCUGGACCAUCAUCGUCAGAGGCGCAUCUUCUCACCAGAGAAGGCAGGCAGCUGCUUGGGGCCCCCAAGCCCUUGGGUGGUGAAUAAGAGCUCACGCUUGGUGAGCUUGGUGGCAAAUUUCUUUCAAAUAUUCACUCUUUUGACAUUUUGCUUGGGGCCCCAGCUGAGCCUACAGUCGUCUCUGAUCAUCGUCAUCCAUCUGGGGCAUCCAUGCCCUAAUGGAUAAGAAGGUGUACCUUUUUAGAACAGAGAGUUUUGGGUUCGAAUCCCAUCCUUACCUAGCCAGGGAAAUCCCAUGCUGCCUUGCACAAUCGUUCCGAUUGUGAAAGGCACUUGUGAUUAGGUCUGGUGGUAACCAGGCAAAUCCUUACCAGUAGGAACAAUGUGUGCAUUCCCCAUACGCUUUCAUCCAGGGCUGAAGUGCCCUUGAGCAAGGCAUCUAACCACUGCUCCAGGGACUGUAACCAAACUCCUGUGAUAACUUUAAAGGUGCACUGUGUAGGAUGGUGGCCAGAGUAGGUAUUGCUACAAUACUGCUCAUUGAAACUGUGCUGCCUAUUGCCAAAUUUGAUCUAUUCAUUAGUAUUUACUAAGUGAUAAGCUAAUAUUUGGAGAAGACCCCGCUUUUUCAUGUACCGGUAUGAAAAGUGCUGUUUUCCCAGUCAUUAUGAAUACUUAGAAUUUGAUGGUGGUGGUAAGUAUUCCUGAAAAAGGUAACAUUUGUGAAUGGGCAGCAUGAAUUCUGGAAAUAAACUACUUAAAAUAGUACACAGUGCACCUUUAAGUUGCUUUGGAUGAAAGUGUUGGUUAAGUGUAAUGAAUGUAUUGCAGGACUUCACCUCAACCUUGUAGCACUCCCUCUUCAGUCUGGAAAUCUUCAGGUGUAGAUUAAAAAAAAGAAUCCAGGGUUCUUGAGUCUAGGUCCUUUCCGAUGUUAGGUUACUCCCAUGACAUUCAUGUUGUAGUGUUUUAAUCAAACCACAAGGGGAAAAUGUCAUUUGAACAGUUUAUGUAGAUUCACUUCCAAGUUAGUAUCUUAAAAACUGUGGUGAUGUUGUGGUGAAUCUGGAAAAAACACACAUUUCACAUACAGUACAUCUCAUUUCAUUUGUUAAAACAAUUUGUGUGAAUUUUGUUUAUGUAAGUUAUAUGUAAUAUAGAAUGUUUGUUUUCCAUGUAUAUGUCCAGAUACUGAAUUCAGUCAAAUACAUAUUUGCUGACUGAAAGUGCCAAGUCUUAGCAGCUGAAUGUGUAGUAUAGCCCUCAGUGCAACAUCUCAGAAAUGAAUUCUUGUGUAGUUUUUUAUAUAUAUACCGUGGAACUUAUUAUUUUUUCAAGAGACAACAGGGUGUUUAUUUUUUUGUGAAAAACAUGAAUGUUAUUGUGUGUCCAAAGUCUUUGGUGGAGGUUUGGACUCACCGUUUGUAUGAAAUAAACAUGAUUCUCUAGUGUGA